Aspergillus campestris IBT 28561 is the source of this 1572-nucleotide messenger RNA. Its product is annotated as purine-cytosine permease family protein. The record is from RefSeq and is a predicted model, not a curated record. Bases 1 to 1572 code for a protein of 523 amino acids. NCBI's taxonomy places the organism in Eukaryota, Fungi, Ascomycota, Eurotiomycetes, Eurotiales, Aspergillaceae. Gene Ontology annotation, cellular component: fungal-type vacuole membrane; plasma membrane. Gene Ontology annotation, molecular function: transmembrane transporter activity. The transcript has 6 exons. Gene Ontology annotation, biological process: transmembrane transport.
AUGUCGUCGAAGAACGCAGACCCCACCGUAGGGGCUUACUCCGAGAAGGAAAGCUUCUCCAACGCCGUGGAAAAUGGCGAAGGCGAAGCACACAAUGAUCAAACGGCAGGUGGACCGCAUCUGCCUCCCCGCAUGGCUGCUUAUGUCCGCCGGGUCGAGAACCGGCUCGCUCGGUACAAUCUUGAGACCCGCGGUAUACAACGGGUGCAAGAGGACGAGCGAAUGAAGAAACUGUCCUGGAUCUCGUAUUCUCAGGCUUUCCUCCUGUGGGUGUCUAUCAAUUUGGCGCCUAAUAAUAUUACGCUGGGGAUGUUGGGGCCGGCGGUUUAUGGGCUUAGCUUCCUGGAUUCGGCGCUUUGUGCUGUCUUGGGAGCGUUUGUGGGAUCCAUCGCUGCGGCCUGGAUGGCGACCUGGGGCCCUGUGUCUGGUGUCCGAACUAUGGUUCUUGGGCGGUACUGCAUGGGCUGGUGGCCCAGUAAAAUAGUUGUGCUCUUGAAUUUGGUCCAAAUGCUCGGCUACAGUCUGAUCGACUGCGUGGUGGGAGGCCAAAUUCUGUCAGCUGUCUCUCCAAAUGGGAGCAUGUCAGUCGCCGUGGGCAUUGUGAUUGUUGCUGUCGUCAGCUGGGCUGUUGCAACAUUUGGCAUUCGGAUCUUUCACUACUAUGAACGAUUCGCCUUCCUGCCCCAGGUUAUCGUCGUUUCUAUACUGUAUGGCGUGUCCUCCACGAAAUUCGACCUGUCUACACCAUCAGUUGGAGACACCCGCACAGUUAUUGGCAAUCGGAUUUCAUUUUUCUCGAUAUGCCUCAGCGCAGCUAUCCUAUAUUCACCCCUCGCGGCCGAUUUCUUUGUCUACUACCCCCAACGGGCCUCCAGGACGGCAUUGUUUUCACUGUCAUUGAGCGGACUCGCCAUUUCCUUCACCAUGGCAUUCGUGGCAGGCAUUGGACUAGCCUCGGGGAUUUCGUCCCACCCCGAAUACGAAACAGCCUACAACAAGGGCGCUGGAUCUCUCAUCGUCGAAGGAUUCGGACCUCUCCACGGUUUCGGAAAGUUCUGCUCCGUCAUCGUCGCUCUCGGUCUCAUCGCAAACACCAUCGCACCGACCUACUCCUCAGGAGUCGACUUCCAGAUCCUCGGGCGCUACGCAGAACGAGUCCCCAGAGCCAUCUGGAACACCAUCGGAGUCAUAAUAUACGUCAUCUGCGCCCUCGUCGGCCGCGAACACCUCUCCGAGAUCUUCACCAACUUCCUCGCCCUCAUGGGCUACUGGGCCGCCAUCUGGAUCGCCAUCUUCCUCGAAGAACGCUUCAUCUUCCGGCGAAAAUCUGGCUUUAACUGGAAUGCGUGGAACGAACCCUCGAAGCUUCCGCUUGGGAUUGCUGGCUUUAUUGCCUUUGUGGUCGGGUGGGUCGGUGCCAUCCUGUGCAUGGCGCAGGUGUGGUAUAUUGGACCUAUUGCUGGAUUGGUGGGCGAAUACGGCGCUGAUAUGGGAAACUAUAUCGGGUUCACGUGGGCCGGCCUCGUCUAUCCCCCUCUGCGGUAUAUCGAGCUCCGUGUGUUCGGCCGGUAG